Molecule: messenger RNA, 1212 nt
Organism: Caenorhabditis remanei
Lineage: Eukaryota; Metazoa; Nematoda; Chromadorea; Rhabditida; Rhabditidae
Exons: 4
Coding region: 1-1212 (403 amino acids)
Biological process (GO): regulation of proteolysis; proteasome-mediated ubiquitin-dependent protein catabolic process
Cellular component (GO): cytoplasm; nucleus
Molecular function (GO): ubiquitin protein ligase binding
Source: RefSeq, a predicted model, not a curated record
AUGUCUGAUCGAAAUAUAGCGGACGGGAGGUCGGACCAUAAUUAUCUCGCCACAAAACCCUCGUGUUCUAGUACCAGAAGACACUCAUCCGCAUUACACAGUAACGAAUGUAUGACGAAUGUUGAAUCAGUUGUACUCACACAAAGAUGGACAGUCAGCAACUUCGAUAGUCUCUUAAAACUAAGUCAACCUGGAAGUUGCCUUCGGAGCACUGUUUUCAAAGAUGAUGCCGUUCCAGAAGCUUGUUGGCAAUUGUGUCUCUAUCCCGGCGGGAAACGAGAAGAGAAUGCAAACAAUGUCUCACUGUUUCUGAAAAUGUCAGCGACAUCACCUUCGAAGGAAGUGAUCCUCAAGGCCGAAUAUCGUUUCUAUUUUCUCGACGACAACGAGGAGCCAAAAUUCAGUAAUGUAAACGUUGGUGAAUUCCACGCAAAACCACCGAAAGGCGGACAUUCGUGGGGUCUCAGAAAUAUUCCGACUGCCAAAGUACAAAAUAGUAUCCGCCAAGAUAAGUCAUUGGUCAUUUCGUGCCAUAUCGAACUCAUUCCCGACGUGUCAAAAGUUCCAUGCAAACGGGUUCCAAUAAUGCCUUCGAUCAAAAUGCCAUUCUCGCAAGUUCCAACGUCAUAUGUCGAACGAGAACUGGAUAUGUUUUCCACUAGCGAAGGAGUGGACAUGACAAUUAUUGCCGGACCACCUGAUGGAGACCGGCAAUCGUUCCGUGUACACGCAUACAAGCUUCGUGCUCAUUCAGACGUCUUCCAAAUGAUGCUCAGUCAUGGUCAAAUGCGAGAAAGCCAAGAAAAGAAGAUUGAAAUUCUCGAUUUCUCACCAGUGGCUGUCCGUGCGAUGCUCGAAUUUAUCUAUGCCGGCGUGAUAAAAUCAGAAAUCGACGUGUAUCAGGCGGUCGAUGUGAUGCAAAUCGCCGAGAAGUAUCAAAUUCUCGCUCUGAAAAUGACAUGCGAGCAGCAUUUGCUGGACAGGCUCAGUGUGAACAACGUGCUUGAGUGCAUUACACAUGCGGAGCGAUACAACACUGAUGUCUUAUACGAUGCUUGUAUUGACUUCGCUGUGCAUAACCGCCAAACGAUAAUGGCCCUUCCGGCAUGGCGUGUUUUCAUUCAAGAAGAACCAAUGUUGGCCAACAACUUGCUCGAAAAGAUGGUCAAUGCCAAUGACGUCUCCCCACCAACCAAAAAAUCUCGUGUAUAG